Molecule: messenger RNA, 2874 nt
Organism: Oncorhynchus tshawytscha (Chinook salmon)
Lineage: Eukaryota; Metazoa; Chordata; Actinopteri; Salmoniformes; Salmonidae
Exons: 5
Coding region: 537-1481 (314 amino acids)
Source: RefSeq, a predicted model, not a curated record
GUGUUUCAUAAGUGUUAUUCAACAAGUUGAAUGUAUCUCACUGGAGCAUCCGAGCGAACAAAACAGUUAUCUAUUUGAUGCUGUCUGGUCAAAAUAGAGUAUUACAUUGUUGCAAGCAUUUGGCCUCCCUUUAUUAAAUAAUAGCCAACCAGCAUUGAGAUAAAGUGAGUGAUCUCAGCUGUGAAUGGUCAUAGUGUGCCAAAAAAAAGUGUCAAAGGAAGCCAGUUUGGAUUUGGCUUCAGAGCAAUCACAUCAGAAACCAAACAUAAUGGAGAUAGGAAUUUUGACUUUUUUUUUAAUGCGAUUCUGAUCCAACCAUACAUUCCUACAUUGUGCCCUGACCAUACACUGACCUGAGAGGAUGGAAGUUCAACAUAUAGCUAGAUGUAGUAUGCUAAUGUUUACUAGCUGGCCUGGCGCAUUGUUGCUCCUGAAGUUAAGUUAGGCUAGCGAGCAAGCAUUUUAGCCAGGUAGCCUAGGACAACAAAAACUAAAAAUGUGUACUGUAUGAGAGAGUCAUAGACUGUUUAGGCAACAUGAAAGAAAAGGACGGCAUUGGCAUUUCUACAAGUAGGGUGUGGAUUGUGAAGAUGGAGGGAGAGCAUCCUCAUGAGGAGAAGCAGACUGAAACGGCUUGCUGUGUAUCCCAAUGUCCCAAAGAUGGAGAGGAAAGGCAGGGACAAGGGGCUAUGUUAUGGUCAAUCCAGGAGGCAGUGGAGAGGCAGACCAUGCAGAUAGGAGCGUCCGCCUGUGGGGCAACGGCCGUAGUGGACGUCCUACAGGCCCUCGGCAUCAUUGUGGCACCCGAGACGGCUGACCGGUGUGUGCGGACGUGCCUGAGGAGGAACGAGGCGCCGCUGCCCGAUUACCUGUUCUCCCGGAGCGAGGCUGGCGCCACACAUGCACAGCUGAUAGCUGGGGCGGAGCAGGCCAGUGGUGGGCGCGUGCUGGGUCGCCACUUCCCCCUCCACCCUCGCCGGCGGGUGAGGCUGGUACCCUGGCUGGCACAGUGGAUCCAGAAAGGGGCAGUGCCCGUGGCCACCAUGAACAUGCAGCUGGCAGUGCCAGAGGGAGAGGAGGUGCCCGACGCAUGGCACCACCAACUCAUCUUUGGGGUCGGACCCGACACUGUCUAUAUGACCAACCCCCUGGAUGUGGUGAGUGAGCGGGAGGUGCAUCAGCGACUCUGCAGUGAAUCUGUGUUGCUGAUACGUCGAGAGGAUGUGCUGCUGAGAUUGACAGCUGACGCCCCUCUGUCUAGCCUAUCAGACGACCAGUCUGACCCACGCUGGAAAGCCCUGGAUGUGGAGGGUCAAUUGAGGCAGAUGAUUCGUGAGGAAGACCAUGAUGAUGAAGAUCAGUUUAGGAUGAGCCAUGUCGUGAUCCCCGCAGCGUACAGUUCAGGUGUGACAGUCUUCGCCCUCAGAGACUCAGACCAAGGACGGGAGCUUCUCCACACCCCUGAACUCCCUUUGCUUUGAUAUGGCUGGACAGUGGACACAUCAUUACCAAAAAUCUUGCUCUGAUUGGACAAAGCAUCUUUGACCUUCCCGCUAUUGUUACAUGUAUUCGGUGAGGGGAAAUGUUCAGAAACUGGUGAUAGAAAUGUCAUUAAUAGAGCUAACAUGGUUCCUUAUUCUACAGGUAAGAGAGGCUUGUCUGUUCUACAUAUUAUAUUUCUAUCUGAACAUCCAACAACGUUGCACCCUGCUGAAUGUGCCCCAGGCGUAUUCAGUGAGGUGAAGCACUCAAAAACAAAAAAGAAGCACUCAAAAACUAUAGAAUUGAUAGAGCUGACUCAAUUUCCUAUUCAGACACAACUCAUAAUUCUGAUAUGUCUAUCUAUAAUAUUGGCCAGUCAUGUUGUACACAAUACAUUUUUUAUCUGAACGUUCAGUAACGUUACUCCGACCUGAACGAGGCCCUGCUGCUGUACAGUAGGAUAUCCGUCCCUGACAGUAAUACUUUGUUUGAACACUUUUCUGGGUCGUAUUCCCUGACAUCAAGCAGAAGAAAAUUAACUGAAACAGGGAGUGACUCCCUGAACUUACCCAAUAACAAACAUUCAUUUUCCUAUUCCAUUGCAUAACGUUUUGCUACAUGCACUAAUGAAUAUGACCCUGAUCUUAUGUGUGUGAUGUUAAGAGUAGCCUACUUGAUGUAUGCCCCUGCACCAGUGGAGGCUGCUGAGUGGAGAACGGCCCAUAAUAAUGGCUAGAACUGCGCAAAUAGAAUGGCACCAAACACAUAGAAACCAUGUGUUGGAUGGACUUGAUACCAUUCCACUAAUUCCGCUCCAGCCAUUACCAAGAGCCCGUCCUCCCCAAUUAAGGUGCCACCAACCUCCUGUGCCCUGCACAUUGAAAUGGUGCACGGUUUGAAACCCUGUCUUCUGCAGUAGGACAAUCAACCCUAAUGCGCCACUCUGUGCAAUACCAGAUAAGCUAAAUCUGUGGCACUGGGAUGUAAAAUGUGAUGCUGUGCUCAUCUACACAGAUACAGAUUAGGUGUAUAUCGUGAGUGUGCUCAUGAUUUGCAGUUUUCUGUACUCAAGAUUUUUGGCUACCACUUAUUUGGCCAGUUUCCCAGACACAGAUUAAGCCUAGUCCUUGACUAAGAAUGAUGUUCAUUGGAGAUUCUCCAUUAACAGUAGCAGUUGAGUCCAGGACUAGGCUUGAUCUGUGUCCAGGAAACCAACCAAAUAUGAAACAAUGUUUAAAUCAAUCAACAUGCAUCUGUUGUCGUUCCAGGUUGUGAUGUUUGUCAUUGUUAACUCCCUUUUAUUUGUAAGCUAUCAAAAUACAUAAAGAGUCACAAGACCUAUAUAUAACAACUCCCAGUCAUUUAUUGGGUAAAACACCAAAGUUUCGGCAU